UCGAAUAUUAUGAUAAUAAUCUAAUACAAUAUUGGCUGGAUCUUGAACGACCAAUCAAUCGACAAAUGUCACUUUCAAUGAAUAAUUUAAAUAUGAAUUUUGCUGUAAAAUUCUAUACAAUCGAACCAUCCAAAUUGGAAGAUGAACUGACAAGAUAUUUAUUUGCAUUACAAGUGAAAAAAGAUUUAUCAUCAGGUGAUCUUGUUUCGAAUGAUAAUACAGCUGCAUUAUUAUCAGCAUAUAUUAUACAGGCUGAAUGUGGUGAUUUCAAUACAAUUGAUUAUCCUGAUUAUCAUUAUAUUUCACAAUUUAAAUUAAUACCAAAUCAAGAUGAUGAUUUUCAAUUAAAAGUUAUGGAAAAUCAUAAACAAUUAAUUGGCCUAUCACCGGCUGAAGCUGAUUUACAAUUUUUAGAAAUUGCCAAAGAUUUAGAAAUGUAUGGUGUAAAAUUAUCAUCGGUUAAAGAUCAUGAAGGUGUACCAUUAAAUUUGGCUGUCGUACAUUAUGGUAUAUUAAUAUUUCAAAAUUAUACAAAAGUUAAUACGUUUGAUUGGCUGAAAAUACGUAAAUUAAGUUUUAAACGUAAAAGAUUUUUUAUUAAAUUACAUCAAGAGGAAUUUUUCGGCGAUGUAUUGGAAUUUGUAUUUCAACAUCGUAAUGAAUGUAAAAAUUUUUGGAAAAAAUGCAUCGAACAGCAUUCAUUUUUUAAAUGUAUUGAAAUUAAACAAAAAACUAGGAAAAAAAUUCGUAUAUUUAGUCACGGGUCUUCGUUUAGAUAUACUGGACGUACACAGCAACAAAUUUCCGAAUUUAUCAAAUCAAACAAUCAAGCCAUUCAACAACGACCAUCAUUUCAAAGAUCGAAUAGCAUGAAAUUUAAUAGCCUACAAAAAGAUUAUUAUCAUGUCAACGAUAAUCAUCAUCACCGUAAUGAAAAUGGUUCAUUAGUGAAUGAAACAAAUGGUGGAACAAUAACCACCAAGACCACCGCUAUACCAGCAACAACAACAAUCCAUAAUCAUAAUAAUUAUCAUAAAAGUUGUGAUACAAUCGAUAAACAAUCAUCAGUAUUUCUCAAUGUUCAAGAUGAUGAUCAACAACAGCAACAAUCAUUUAUCGAUUCAUUUCAUCAAACAUUAAAUCUUUCAACGGUUAAUCUGAAUUCUACGCUAGAAUUUCGUGGAUUUAAACGUCGUAUGAAUCAAGAUUAUUAUGUAUUUCGUGAUCUGGUAAUGUCCGAACGAACUUUUCUUAAAGAUUUAGAAUCAAUGCGUGAUUGGUUUCGAAACGAUGUAUCAAAAGAACCAUCACGUUCAGCCGAAAUGUUAUCAUUAUUAUUAAAUGUAUCCGAACCAUUGAUUGAUUUUCAUGAAAAAUUUUUACACGAUGUUGAAUAUUUACUUUUUAUCUGGGACAAGAAUGGAUUCGAUUCAUUGCCACCACUAAGUACUGUUUUGAAUGAAAUUCUUAAAUGGAUGUCGCAUUAUGAACAAAUAAUCGAACGUUUACCAUUCAUAAUGGAACGUAUUAAUCAGAAUUUUUGUACAAAUAAAGAUUUUGAACAAAUUUGUCGUGAAUUUGAAACAAAAAAAGGUUGCUAUCUACCAUAUACAUCAUUUCUAUUGAAACCGGCAUUUCAUCUAAUAUUUUAUGCUAAAAUUAUUCAAAGCCUCGUUGAACAGCUUAAUAAUUUCAAUCAUGAAUAUUCAAAUACAUUGGAUUCAUUGAUAAAUUUAGUCAUAUUGAUCGAAUUACAAAGAGAUAUUGCCGGUUUUGUUAAUAUUGUUCAAUCGGGAAGGAGAUUUAUACGCGAAGGAUGUUUGAUGAAAUUAUCCAAAAAAGGAUUUCAACAACGUCUAUUUUUUUUGUUUUCCGAUCUAUUAAUCUAUGCUAGUCGUACAACAUAUAUAAAUUUUCAAUUUAAAAUUCAUGGCUAUUUUUCAUUAUAUAAUGUUUUUGUUGAAGAAACUGAACAGAAAUUUGGUCAAACAUAUUGUUUUACUAUUUAUGUUGGUAAUAAAAUACUUAUUUUAGCUGCCAGCACGGAAUCUGACCGCCAAUCAUGGAUACGGGCAAUCAAAGAAUCGGCAAUUGCACAACAACAACAACAACAAAACAAUAAUAAUUCAUUAAUAUCAACAAAUCAAUCAUUACCAUCGAAUGAUUUAUUGGAUAAAAUUGAUUCAGCAUUGAAUGAACAUUGGAAAAAUUUGAAUGAUGCGACCACUAAUACAGCAAUUUCAACGAUGAAUAACGGUAAUAAUGGCGAUGAUAAUCAACAAUUUAGUAUCGAUAACAUACAACAACAACAACAACAACAAUCACGUUCAAAUACAAUUAUACAUGUUUGUUGGCAACGUAAUUGUACGAUAACAAAUUUUGAUUAUCGAUAUGCAUUAACAGUAUCAUUUAGUGGUUAUUUAUUAAGAAAAUUUAAAAAUAGUAGUGGUUGGCAAAAACUUUGGGUAGAAUUUACACAUUUUUGUCUGUUUUUUUAUAAAACGGCCGAGGAUAAUUAUCCAUUAGCAAGUUUACCUGUAAUCGGUUAUACAGUAUCAAUACCAUUAGAUGCUGAUAAUAUGAGUAAAAAUUAUGUUUUUAAAUUACAAUUUAAAAAACAUGUUUAUUUUUUUCGUGCCGAAAGUGAAUAUUCAUUUAAUAAAUGGAUGGAAGUGAUAAAAAAAUCAACAAGU
Messenger RNA from Dermatophagoides pteronyssinus (European house dust mite), 2693 nucleotides. RefSeq names its product Chondrocyte-derived ezrin-like domain containing protein (gene Cdep). The record is from RefSeq and is a predicted model, not a curated record. Gene Ontology annotation, cellular component: cytoskeleton. Gene Ontology annotation, molecular function: guanyl-nucleotide exchange factor activity. Lineage: Eukaryota; Metazoa; Arthropoda; Arachnida; Sarcoptiformes; Pyroglyphidae.